ACUUUACUAAGCAAAAAAGAAAAGUGUAAGCUAUUUUAUAUGGCUCGAUUUACUAAAUUAUUAUUCUAAAUUUUAUUGUUAAAAAAUUUGAUUUAAUAUUAACUUACCUCUAUAUAUUUUUUAAACAUUAUUCUUAUUGUAAACAGCAAAGAAGAUUUAAUUGAAAGUACUGAUUCAGAAAGUAAAUACAGCAAUGGGUGUUCUGUUUGUUUUUCAUAAGAAAGAAAAAAAAGAUAUCUGAAAAGCUUCCUAAGCCUGGGUUUGUCAUUUUGAGAUUGAAAACAGUGGAUUGUUAACUCCUGUGGUACGCACAGAAUCGUCAGGUAAAGUUUAUAUUGUUGUAACAUUUUAAACUGCUACUAAUAUUAUCAUUCAAUAUCGUUCUUUAUUAUUUUUUUUAAGAAAAGGAAGUUCAGCACAGACAAAAUAAAACUUUUGAUUUACAGUCAGAAAGUGUUGUAAAGUCAAAAGAUAUGUCUGGUCUUCCUGGCAACACAAGUACUUCAUAGUUAAAAACGUUUGGUUACACUACAUCUGUAUUUGCUUUAGGUGCCCUAAGAAGUCCUUUACAGUCUUAUCACAGAGCACAGCGGAGAAGAGCAUUUAAUAGAAAGUGCACACCUCCUUUAUAACCGAUGUAAAAAAACUUGUCCAGAGGUGGGUUUCGAACCUGGGAUCUCUAAACUCUGAGACAAGCGUGCUAACCACUGCGCUACACUGCUGCAAAUUUUUGUUAUUUUACUUUGUUAAGUUACUUUGAGACUCCUCUUUUUUUCUUCUAAACUAUAUCAACUUAGUACUCAAAAGAAAUUGCUGGUUUUGCAUAUAUAUACAAUAUUAUAUACAUAUUAAUGUAUACACAAUAAAAUUUGUUUUUAUUUAAAACUAAAAGAAUAAAAAAUAGUGUUGUCUUUUUCAAAAAAAAAACGUCUUCAACGAAACAGGGGUUUCAAGUAUAUUUUGGAAAUAUUUUAUGAACUCUUUUACCAAAUAAUUAUUUAUAACACAAUCAUUUUUCUUUUUGUUUUGAGUACAAAGUUAUGGUUUAUGGAAAAAAAAAUCAAAAAUAUUAGGACCCGAAUUCCGAGAAUUUAGAAUCCAAGGAGGAACCUUAAAAUCUUGUCAUAAUUGGAAAGUAUUUGUUUACUUUUUUCUUAUACUUAAUAAAGAUCGAUUCGCGUCUCAGGAAUGUUUAUUUUUAAACUCUUUUUUCUGCUGUGAAAAUUGCUCCACCCUAGUAUCAAAUACCACUUUGUUUGAAUUAUUAAUUUUUUUUUAUAUUGGUUUUUAAUAAUUGCUUCAUUUUUACAUUAUAAGCAGAAAAAUUGUUGUUGAAAAUUUAGGCAGCUCAUAAAGAAAUAAGAGAGUCGCAAAAGUUGCAUUCAGCUAUGUUGCACAGCAUUCAGCAACAAGUUAAUUCAAUGCAUGGCAUUACAGAGGAUGAAAUUGAAUUAAACUUACCACUUAAAACAACUGAAGAUGUCGAAGCUUUUGAAGAUAGUUUGAAAGAUGAAGAUGUGAAAAAAAAAUUGGUUCAGGUCCUUGUAAAUAACGGUGGUCUGAAUAUAACAAAUUUUGUAAAAAGGAAUAUGAAAUUUUUAUUUUCUAAUGAACUGGCACGAAAAUAUAACCUAACUGGUCAGAAAAAUAAAAAACCAUUUCAGCCAUUGCAGCUAUUUCAAAUGUUUUUGACUGGCGAUGAUCCAGCAGAAAUCUGUGGCGUAGAUCUAGUGUUUCCCCUGUGUUCAAAUAAUGCAAGAUCUCGCAGUGUGGGAUUGCAAUUCUUAAUUAAUGGUGCAGCAAAAAGAAACUAUGAAACAAAACAAAAUUUAUCAAAAAAGCUUCUUGAAGAAGUACUUUCCACUUGGUUUGGUAAUGCUCGAGAUAGAGGUAAAGACAGCCGAAAAGGGAGAAAUUCAAAUGCAGCAAACACGGAAAACAACAUAUAGAAUGUUUAAUGUACAUUAUAUAUAUAUCGAAUGCAGCAACGAACACACAUAUAUAUAUUGAUUACAUAUUUAAUAAUAGUUUAUUUUAUUUAAUAAAACAUACAUGCACAUGUGCUUGUGUUUUCAAUUUGUA
Messenger RNA from Hydra vulgaris (swiftwater hydra), 2082 nucleotides. The record is from RefSeq and is a predicted model, not a curated record. NCBI's taxonomy places the organism in Eukaryota, Metazoa, Cnidaria, Hydrozoa, Anthoathecata, Hydridae.